AGGCAACCAGCCAUACAUCGCAGUGUGCAAUUUGUCAAUUUGCCCCAAAUAACCUCAUUUCAACCCAAAAUGUUCAAACUGCCUUCAAUACCCCGAAUUUGCCGUGGUUUUUGCACCCAAACCAGUGCAAACCUCCCAAUUUCGGAAAAUUUCGUGAACCGAAACCCCCGUAACUUGGAGCGAAUGCGAAUUGGUUACAAACCGGACGGUUACCACCUUGAAAAACCAGGCCGGUGCUACUGGCACAAACUAAAUUUGCGAAAAACCGGCCGUUACAUUUACGCAACCAUCGACCACUUUGAAAAUGGCACAGUUGUGAAAGCUAGCACCUCUGAAUGGGCCCUCAAAAAACAACUCUACAAGUGUAGAGACACUUCCGCGUUUUAUAACUUAGGCCGUGUCUUGGCCGAACGCUGCCUCAAAUUCGGUUUAAUCGAAAUACGGAGUGAUAUAGUCCCGCCAAAACCUGACGGGAAAGUGGCCCAGUUCUUGCAAGCGCUGCAAGAAGGGGGCGUUGUGUUGCAGGAACCCCCGCAGUUUAAGCCUGCGAGGCCGUGGGAUCAACUUAGGUUAGAAAAACCAUGGGAAGUAACUGAAUAACUACAAUUUAUUUAAUAAAUAUCUACAUUCUA
Molecule: messenger RNA, 632 nt
Organism: Tribolium castaneum (red flour beetle)
Lineage: Eukaryota; Metazoa; Arthropoda; Insecta; Coleoptera; Tenebrionidae
Gene: mRpL18
Product: mitochondrial ribosomal protein L18
Exons: 2
Coding region: 70-600 (176 amino acids)
Biological process (GO): translation
Cellular component (GO): mitochondrion; ribosome
Molecular function (GO): 5S rRNA binding; structural constituent of ribosome
Source: RefSeq, a predicted model, not a curated record